CAAAAUCAUAGUAUAAAUAAAAAAGAUCUUGUGCUAACAAAUACAUCCUGCAUUAAGAAUUGAAGCUCAAAGCAGCGGAUGGACUUGGACAGGGAUGGCUAUGGAGCAGGAGCAGUACUUUCUACUAAUAUCUUUUUGCUCCAUAUCCAGUCCUGAGCGAGUCUGGAUCUGCUGUUAUCAAUUCAGGAAAUGGGCAUUUGCAGUCACAAAUUGAUUGCUCACUCAUGUUGGGUUUCCAAAAGCUGCUCAAAUGAUGCAUAGGUUUCGAUGUAUUCAGAACUCUUAUGCAUACUAUAAUAAAUGCAAGAUUGAGGAUUUUAACUGUGUGAAGCUCAUGGCUAAACGGUUUGAGAAAUGUCAGAUUGAUAUUCUCAAGUCGGCAUUUGAAGAGUCGGAGAAUUUGACCAGAGAGAAGAAGGUUGACUUGGUGAGGACUACAGGUCUGGAUAUGGAGCAGAUUGCCAGCUGGUUCAACAGGAAAAGAGCGUGUAAGCGAGCUCGGAAAUCCAUAGGGGAUUUGGAACGAAAUAAUGCUGAUCUCCAGCUAGCACUGGAGGAGAGUAGAGAGAAGGAAGCUGAGCUCCAAAAGAAGCUUAACGAGAGUAAGCAGAGAGAAGCUGAACUUGAAGCAGAAAACCAGAGUUUAAAACAAUCUCUAGCGAUUUCUGGAGGUGAUAUGCGGUUUGAUUCUGUACUUGGGUUUGCAGCGGAUCUCCAUGGUGUAGAUGAUCAUAUUUUACGCCCAUGAAGAUAAAGAGUCGUACAAUUAAUCCAUUUUCCAAUGUGCUGUAAUUGACCCAAGAAAAAUUACUGUUUAUGAGUAUUGUGGUUCAGCAAUAAAAGUUCUCAGUUUAUUGUUUU
Olea europaea var. sylvestris is the source of this 861-nucleotide messenger RNA. RefSeq lists its product as uncharacterized. The transcript is spliced from 3 exons. Lineage: Eukaryota; Viridiplantae; Streptophyta; Magnoliopsida; Lamiales; Oleaceae. The coding region runs from base 251 to 748 and encodes 165 amino acids. Gene Ontology annotation, molecular function: DNA binding. The record is from RefSeq and is a predicted model, not a curated record.